Messenger RNA from Rhodotorula toruloides NP11, 546 nucleotides. RefSeq lists its product as uncharacterized. The record is from RefSeq and is a predicted model, not a curated record. Lineage: Eukaryota; Fungi; Basidiomycota; Microbotryomycetes; Sporidiobolales; Sporidiobolaceae. The transcript is spliced from 5 exons. Gene Ontology annotation, molecular function: protein heterodimerization activity. Bases 1 to 546 code for a protein of 181 amino acids.
AUGGCCCGCACACACUCCCAAUACCCUCGCUCGACCCUCCGCACCAUCCUCCGCUCGCACGCAUCCUCCUCGUCCGCGCAUACUUUGUCACCCAACUCGGACGCAAUCGCCUUCGUCGCGCACUUGGCGUUCUUGCGGAAGCUUGCGAGGGAGGUCAAGGAGCUUGUGGAGGAGGAGAAGGGGCGAAAGGAGAAGAAGAGGGUUGAGGCGGCGGAUUUGAGGAGGGCGAGUAAGCCUUGUUCGUGCCAUAGAGGCGUCACUGACCUGAGACGAGCGCUCGCAGCGGCUCCUUCAGCGGAAAGAACAGUGAAGACGGACGCUCUCGAAGGACUCUCUGCUCUCGGUGACGAACAGAGUCAAGGGCAAGCAGAUAGAGCCGUCCAGAGCUGCGUUGACGCGGUCAAUAGACGUCCAUUGGGCUCAAUCAGCGUAUCAGGACUAGGCAACGCCGCUCUAGACGGCAGAGUACGCGCCUCCCGCCCGACAAUACCAGCCUCGUCCCUUCGCAGAUCAGAAGCGCUCGCUACGUUCAACAAACCCUUGUAG